Messenger RNA from Onychostoma macrolepis, 2635 nucleotides. It is a transcript of the gene slc9d1, whose product is annotated as transmembrane and coiled-coil domains 3. Gene Ontology annotation, molecular function: potassium:proton antiporter activity. Bases 192 to 2153 code for a protein of 653 amino acids. The transcript is spliced from 13 exons. Gene Ontology annotation, cellular component: membrane. Lineage: Eukaryota; Metazoa; Chordata; Actinopteri; Cypriniformes; Cyprinidae. The record is from RefSeq and is a predicted model, not a curated record. Gene Ontology annotation, biological process: proton transmembrane transport; potassium ion transmembrane transport.
GGGCGGCUGGCGGGAGCGGUCUGCCGGGUUCAGAGUCGCCGGAGGUCGGCGCUCGCUCGCGGUGCGGUGCGUGGCGUCACAAGAGCGCGAUUGUUUCCUUCAUUCACUGACGAGCUCCGCCGGUUAACAGCACUUACCAGGGACACAUAUGAGCAUGAGUCGUCUGUGAUCUGCAGCGUGUGGAUGGGAUCAUGCGAGCUCUGUGUGCAGUGCUGUGCCUCGGCCUGGUGGCGGCGCUGCAGCCCAAACAGCACCCAUGGGUGACGGAGAACUGCAGGCGUCUCUCUUCGCUGCUGCGGCAGAAGCAGUCGGCGGUGCGUAAGCUGAGCGCGGCCGGCACGGUGCUGGAGCGGGACGAGACGCUGGCGCUGCCCGAGAAGCUCUUCCGCCUUCACACGCUGGAGGUGUUCCAGCGCGAACUCAACGAGAGCGAACGCUCGCUCUUCCAGGCCGUGGAGGGACUGCAGCGCGUCAUGAAGGGGAACCUCCGAGACGUGGCCAGCAUGAAGGACAGCAGCCGGCAGAGACUGCAGGCGCUCAGGGAAGCCGCCAUCAAGGAGGAGCAGGAGUACAUGGAGCUGGUGGCGGCGGAGAAACACCAGCAGGAGGCGCUAAAAGUGGCACAGGAUCGAAACAAAACCCUGUCCAUGCUGGACGAGAUCCUGGAGGACGUGAGGAAGGCCGCAGACCGUCUGGAGGAAGACAUCGAGGAACACGCCUUCGACAACAACAAACAGAUGAAGGGUGUGAACGUGGAGGCCGUCCUGAGGGUGGAGGAGGAUGAGGAGGACGGUAAGAGGAAGAACGCAUCGAGGCAGGCGGCCAAAGGCAAUCUGGGGCUCAGCAUGCUGAUCGACUCUCAGAAUAACCAGUAUGUGCUGACCAAACCUCGCGACUCCACCAUGCCUCGCGCCGACCACCACUUCAUCAAGGAUCUGGUGUAUGUGGUCAUGUUAUCUCUGCCCUGCGGGUGGCUCUGUACGCUGAUGGGACUGCCGCCCAUGUUCGGUUACAUCAUCUGCGGGGUUCUGCUCGGCCCAUCGGGACUCAACAGCAUCAAAUCUAUGGUUCAGGUGGAGACGUUAGGAGAGCUGGGCGUGUUCUUCACUCUUUUUGUGGUUGGUCUGGAGUUUUCACCCGAACGCCUCCACAAGGUGUGGAGGAUCUCGCUGCAGGGCUCUGGGUAUCUGAGUCUGCUGAUGGUGGUCGCUGGACUGGUCUGGGGUCAGCUGCUCGAUCUCCAGCCCACACAGACCAUCUUCAUCUCCAGCUGUCUGUCUCUCUCCAGCACUCCGCUGGUGUCUCGCUUCCUCGCCGGAGCAUCCAGAGGAGAAGCCAAGGAGGGUGAGCUGGACUACAGCAGUGUUCUGCUGGGGAUGCUGGUUAUGCAGGAUGUGCAGCUCGGUCUGUUCAUUGCUGUGAUGCCUACAUUCAUUCAAGUAGGAAAUGGAGACGUGGACAGCGUGCUGAUGGGAGCGCUGCGUGUGCUGGUUCUGCUGGCUCGGGUUCUGGUGUCGCUGGCGGCCGUGUUGCUGAUGUGCUGGAUUCUGCGCUCUCAUCUGGUCGGUCCCUUCUACAGGAAGCUGCAUGCGGAGAGCAAAGGGAACAAGGAAAUACUAGUGCUGGGCACCAGUGCCUUUGUGUUCCUGAUGCUGACGGUGACCGAGUUCAUGGACGUGUCGAUGGAGUUGGGCUGCUUUCUGGCAGGAGCGCUGCUCUCCUCACAAGGUCACAUGGUCACUACUGAGGUCAUGAGCUGCACCGAACCAAUCCGAGACUUCCUGGCCAUCAUCUUCUUUGCAUCGAUUGGGCUGCACGUGUUCCCGACCUUCGUCCUGUAUGAGCUGACCAUCCUGCUGGUCUUGACCUUCUCACUGGUCAUUAUGAAGUUCAUAAUGGCGGUGGUGGUUCUGUCCGCAAUUCUUCCUCCGGGAUCGCGUCACCUCCGCUGGCUGGUGUCGGCCGGACUGGCGCAGGUCAGCGAGUUCUCCUUGGUUCUGGGCAGUCGUGCGCGUCGGGCCGGCAUCAUCUCUCGAGAGGUUUAUCUGCUGGUUCUCAGCGUCUCCACCUUGAGUCUCCUCCUCGCUCCGGUCUUAUGGAGAGCCGCUACGCUCAGAUGCGUCCCGCGGGCCGAGAGGAAACCGCUCACCUGAGCUGCGUUACGCUAGAAUGACGCAUCUCACAUUAAUGCAUCAUAUUGAUGACAAACGGAAGGGCAAGGCAUUAAUAUAAGAAAUAUUUUCACAGUAAUGAAAGAAAAGGGCACAGCUUGCGAAAUGCUUUUAUAACAUGUCAUCAUGUCUGUUAUAAUAUGUUAUAUAUGAGCAAACGUUAUUUAUUUGUGUAAUACGUGCCUUGAAACGAGCUGAUGUCAGCAGACGAGCCAAACAAUGCACCUGUUAUGAAGGAAAGCGGCUCAGAUGUGGGUAAGUGGAGAUAUAUAUACGAAUCCACUGAAGAUGAUUCACAGCAGACGCUUGACCGUAUUCAUUCGUGAUUCAUGCUGAAGUUGAACUCUCAGCACUUGAGUGGGACCAUAAGUUAAAUUAAUCAUAGACAUAACUGGAAUACUCUGAAUCAUUUCUCUGGACUGUUGAUUCUCCGUCAGGAUCAAAAAAUAAAAUGACAAACUUCA